GGGUCGUUUUGAGGUCAGUUUGCUGAAAUGACAAGGCUGUGACAGUGUGUGUGUCCAAGUGUGUCUGUACUGGACCGAUUCCUGUGACAUGGCCGCUGCUAAGAAGAGUUGUGCGAAGACGGGAGGUGUGCGCUUCUCAGAGAAACCUCCUGCUGCCAGCGCCUCAUCGCAUGUUCACUUUGACGAAAAGCUGCAUGACUCUGUUGUCAUGGUGACUGCAGAGGAGGAUGGCAACUUCAUGGUCAAGGUUGGCUUUCUGAAGGCGCAACACCGCUACGAAAUCGUGUUCACCUUGCCUGAAGUCCCAUCUCUGAAGGAUGCGUGUCCGGCGCCGGUGCCGGCCAGUCCACACCUCCGGAUCACUGAUAUCACACCCGCACCAGAAGGAGGUCUGAAGGUAACGUGUGAAUACAUGGCGCAGCAGGAGGGAGUUCUGUGUGAAGAGGUGCAACUGCUGAGUGAAACCAACGAGGAAACUUGUGUCAAGGUCAAAGUUCACGCCAGAGUCAUGGAUCGUCACCACGGUACACCCAUGCUGCUGGAGGGCGUCCGCUGCAUCGGGGUGGAGCUGGAGUACGACUCUGAACAGAGUGACUGGCAAGGAUUUGACUGAGUCUCAAAUUCCUGCUCCUAUUCGCAUACAUACAAACACACACACGCGCGAGCGCACACGCCAUAUCUCGAAAACAGAAGAAGAAAUAGAAACACACAUAGUGCACACGUAGCGCCACAUGCAGCAUAUGAAGUUGUUUUUUUUUUAGUUUUGAAUCUCUGACGAAAUAGAUAAAGUCUCUGCAAACAUUUACAUAUACAAGAACAUUCCUCCGCUGUGACUUUCACCGCAACAUCGGCAGCAUCUCAACGGACAUUUUGUCACAUUUCUACUUUCUACGACUCCUCCAAAAAGCCCUAAAAACUGCUCCACCAUCUCCACCUCUCUCUCUCUCUCUCUCUCUCUCUCUCUCGCCCAUCCACUUGUUUUAAGUUCUGUUGUUGGUGUGUAUUUUCUUUACUGAACCGCCAGGGGGCAGCAGUGCUCUUUAGAUCAGCGCAGCCCUACCUCCUCUUUCUCACCGCCUCUUGUGCUCCAGUUCACUCUUUUUCCUGAUGUGCAAACUGAACAAACUGUAUCCCACAUGGAUUUAAAGGUGCAGGUGUGCAUAAAGGGCUCUUUUAUUAAUCAAUCUACUUGAAAAUGAGCUAAAAGAAUGGAAUAAAUCUGCACAAAUCAGGGAAAUGAGGUUGAAUUUAGUAGCAAUGCUGAAAUGUCUGUUUAACCACCAGGGGGCACUACAGACCACUGUAUGUAACGCUCUUCAUUCUGAAGGCUUUUUUAGGGCAAAUUAUGAUCCUUAACUGUGCUGCAGGAUGGUAUUAUCUCUGUAUUUAAAGGAAAAAUCCAACUUGGACACUCUUAAACUUUUGAGAUCUUCACGGUUGCUUCUUUAUAUUUCUGUUUUACAUGUUUUAACCCAACCUACUUUGUCUACAUUACUGAUAUUUUGGGAAAUCCCUUCAGAAAUAUGUGUGAAGGUGUAAGUGAGGAAAUAAUUGGCAGCAGCAAUAAUGGAGAUGGGUUUUUACCUGUCAGGAGAAAUACCUCAAAGCACGUUUUUUUCCAGCUACAGAGCAUGCUACUGGUCUUUUUGAGUUGUAUCUGUUUAACACGUGUGAAUGAUUGUGGAUCUAGACACAAAUGCACUUUUUCUUUUAUUAUGAGGAACUGACACCAAAAUCUGUGAAACGUUUUCUGACAUGCUGUUUGUGUUUGUCCACUUUCUACACAAAUAAAAACUCACAAGAGAGCUGCAUCAACUAGUCAAGUAAUCAAUUAAUUGGCAGCUUUUUUGAUAAUCGAUUAAUCGUUUUAGUCAUUUGUUUCAAGCAAAAAUUCUAAUUUUCAUCAGUUUCAGCAUCUCAAAUGUGACAUUUUGCUCUUUUUUCUUUGUCCUUAUUGAAAUAUUGUUGGUUUUUGGACAGUUAGUCGUACAAAACAAGAAAACAGACAUCAAUGUAGGCUGUAAGAGAUUGAGAUUGCUACUUGUUUGGGUUUUUUUUAGCAUUUCAUUGACUAAUUAAUUGAUAAUAAAGCUACAACAAACUAUUAUUUUCAUACUCAUUUCAUCUUCAGAUUACUUUUCCAAUUGAUCGAUUAAUUGUUUUUUUCUAUAAAACACCUAAACACCAUCACAGUCUCCUGGAGUCCACAGUGACCAACAGUCCAAAGCCCAAAUAUAUUACAUUUUCUGUAAUUUAAGACAAGGCUAGGCAGGCAGCACAUUGAUAAAUUUGAGGGUCUGAAAGCAUCACAUUGUUGCUUCUAAAAGUAUCUAAAUAAUGGAUCAGUUAUCUAAGUAGUUGCAGAUUAACUUCCUGUCCAUCAACCAAUCGAUUAGUCGUUGCAGUUCUAGUAAAUAAUCAUUUGCAGUCCUAAUUCACAACCAAACCAUUGCACAUACCCAACAGCUGUAUUUUAAAAGUGUUUUUUGGGUGGAUUUUUCCUUUAAGGUAGCCCCGCUGCAGCCAGGCCUCAGCAGGCUUCAGGAAGGAUUAACAUUUAGUCUCUUUUGUUUGAAUUGAUGAAGCCUUCAGGACGCACAUGCGACACAAGUGCCUUCCAUUGUACUGUCCGAAUGACUUAACAUUGUUUUACCCCGACACAUACUGCAACCACCAGACAAACACACGGAGCAGUCUGAAGCAGCGGGGAGGUGACUGCACAUGUUGAAAGCCCGGUGACACCUCUGGGGGAGGGAAGGGCAAAUAGAAAAAUAUAUCUAUGGGAUCAGAAAACUGUAGAAAUGUUGCUCUCUUGAUCCGGUGUGACGCCUGCUUUGUUUGUUGUCCUUCCAAGUGUUAAAAUACCACCACCACCACCACCAUCAUCAUCAUCAUCAUCAUCACAUUUCCACCAGCUCUGAUCCGACAGGUGUAGCUACUGUAUCUGACUCAGCCUCCAUCAGUUUAAAUCAUAUUCAUUCAUAAAAAAUAAAAUAAAAACAUGAGAGUCGUAGCUCACAUCCUGGUCGAUUGACAUCUGUACUCAUAGAGCAAGUGCCAUGAUCUCCAUUAUCGUAUCACCUUCUGACAACAAUCA
Molecule: messenger RNA, 3097 nt
Organism: Scomber japonicus (chub mackerel)
Lineage: Eukaryota; Metazoa; Chordata; Actinopteri; Scombriformes; Scombridae
Gene: adisspb
Product: adipose secreted signaling protein
Exons: 5
Coding region: 89-613 (174 amino acids)
Source: RefSeq, a predicted model, not a curated record